This is a messenger RNA of Salvia splendens (bonfire salvia), 1737 nucleotides long. Its product is annotated as pumilio homolog 12. The record is from RefSeq and is a predicted model, not a curated record. Gene Ontology annotation, biological process: post-transcriptional regulation of gene expression. Gene Ontology annotation, cellular component: cytoplasm. The transcript is spliced from 5 exons. The coding region runs from base 51 to 1580 and encodes 509 amino acids. NCBI's taxonomy places the organism in Eukaryota, Viridiplantae, Streptophyta, Magnoliopsida, Lamiales, Lamiaceae. Gene Ontology annotation, molecular function: mRNA binding.
CACAAACAUAAGCACACUAAACAACACAGCGCUGCUCAAUCGCAGCAGCGAUGCUGCAGCCACAAAACAACGGAAACCGCCACUCUCCGACGCAUCAGCUUCACGAGAAUUUACGCUCCUCGGCGGCGCAAAACAGCGACGGAAACCCUCUGAUCGCCGCCUCCGAUCAAACAAUCGAAUCCUUGUUUUCCUGGCUCAACCUCACCUCCGAUGUCCUAUUCCACGGCCGUACCGCCGCCGCCGAGGACGGCUCAGCUUCGUCGUCGCGCUCAAUUCCACCACCAGUGGCUUUCGGAGGAAGCCACCACCAACACCAACACCAGCAGGUUUCGAAUUGGGCCACCAAUGGGCCCAUGGUCCACCAGAAUAACAAUGUGGGCCCCGAUUUCUCGGGUCGGGGCCCAAAUCCUCAAAAUCAAUUCAUAAAUUAUUCUCGAAGACAGGAUUUUUACAACGAUUUCGACCUCCGUUCCUUGCAUGCCACGAAAUCCAUCCCCACGAGCACAAGUUACAACUCUCCCGUUGUACCUUUUGCUCGUGAGAACAGCUCUCUGUAUGCGCUGUCUCAGCUGCUAACCCCUGAGUUCAUGAUUGGGAAAAUUGCUUACUUAGCAAAGCACCAAAUUUGGAGCGGCGCGUUGGUUUUUAAACUGGAGGCUGGGUUGGGGGAGGCCCAACUCAACAUGGUUGUGUUCGAAGUGGUGAAGAGUUGGGAUGAUUUGCUGAAGAAUCAGUUAGGGGCCCAGUUUUUGCUGAAGCUGUUCACGGUGUGUGAUAAGGAGAAGAGGACCAGGAUCAUCAUGGCCGUCACGAGAUUCCCUUUUAAGCUCAUCUCAGUCUGCCUAAACACUUCUGGGGCUAAAUCAGUACAUAAGCUGAUGGAUAAGCUGACUUCUCCUCAGCAGAUCUCAUUGGUUGUGGCUUCUUUGAUCCCUGGUGCUGUGGUCUUAGCCACUGACUGCAAAGGUCAACACAUCAUACAGUACUGUGUUAGAAGGUUUCCUGUGGAAUAUACUAAGCACCUUUUGCACGAGAUCACCGCAAACUGCUUCAUUAUUGGGACAAGUAAAAGCGGAUGUUGUGUAAUACAAUCAUGUGUGGAUAAUGCUGAUGGUGAAGCAAGAACACAAUUAAUCUUCGCGAUACUAGAAAACGCUGUGCAACUUGCUGAAGAUCCUUAUGGAAACUAUGUGGUGCAACAUCUUCUCGAGAUGGAGAUGCCAGAACUCACGAAAUAUAUUCUGAGACGGUUCGAAGGCUGUUUCGUGUCUCUUUCCUGCAACAAGUAUGCCAGCAAUGUAGUGGAGAAGCUCUUAUGGUCGGGAGAUGAAGUAUCUGCGAUUAUUACCAUAGAGUUGCUUCAAAGCCCGAACGCCUCGAUGCUUUUAGUCGACCCUUAUGGAAAUUUUGUCAUUCAAAAUGCAUUGUCAGCUGCGAAGGGAGAGUUAUAUUAUUCUUUGGAGAGAUUUGUUCAAAUUAAUGCAGAAUCCAUGCAAAGCAAUCUUUAUGGGAAAAAGAUCCUUGCUUGGUUUAUGAAGAAGAGGCCUUACAUUGAGAAGAAGAAGCCUUACUAUGGCUAGAUUCUCACAUUUAAAAUAUAGUGUUGUAUAGUUUGUUGUUUAAUUAUUUGUCUAAUUCAUAGUUUUGCCAUUCAACUGCAUAUUUUUGAUGACUUCAGUCUCAGAUUCAACCAAGCUAAGCAAUGUAGAGAGUGUUGUACCUACGCUGUUGUACAUC